GAGUACUUUUUCCGGGGCGGCACUGUAAACAUCAAUACGUAAAUGGCUGCACUGCUAAUUCUCAAACUACGAAAACAACCACCAUAUGAGCACACCAGGUAUGGAAACGAUGGAGCAGAAUGACAACGAAGGGGACAACUUUAGGUUACACUUGGUGACGUGGAAUGUAGCCACAGCUGAUCCUCCUGUUGACAUUAGCUCACUUCUCCAUUUAGAGUCUCCAAAGGGCCCAGACGUCUAUGUCUUUGGCUUUCAGGAGGUGUACUCUGGACCGCUGAGAUUCAUGUCAGAUGUUGUGUUUGACGACCCUUGGAGCCAUUGUCUUAUGACCACCCUGGCACCGUGGAAUUAUGUCAAGGUGUCGUCCAUCAGAAUGCAGGGUCUGCUGUUGCUCUUCUUCUCCAAGCUGGAGCACCUCCCAUUUAUCCGAGACAUCCAGGCCACUUAUACACGCACCGGCAUCUUUGGUUAUUGGGGUAACAAAGGUGGUGUGUCCAUCCGUCUGUCUUUCUAUGGCCACAUGCUCUGUUUCCUCAACUGUCACUUGUCUGCUCAUAUGAACAAUGCCACUGAGCGAAUGAUCGAGUUUGAGUAUAUCACCGACAUGCAGAUUUUCAACUGUGAAAAGGCUCAGAGAAUUCUUGACCACAGGCUGGUCUUUUGGUUUGGAGAUCUCAACUUUCGAAUUCAGGACCACGGCAUGCACUUUGUACGAACGUGCAUCAGCGAUCAAAACUACAGCUUGCUGUGGAGCAAAGACCAGCUGAUCAUGUUGAAGAAAAAGGAGAAGCUGCUCCAAGAGUUUGAGGAAGGACCUCUACACUUCCAACCCACAUACAAGUUUGACCUAAACACAGAUCUAUAUGACAGCAGGGUCUACAGGACAUGGUUUGUCUUUAACAGUAAGAAGCGCAAACCCGCCUGGACGGACAGAAUUCUAUGGCGCCUCAUACCCAAAGCACUGUCUUCUGACAAGCAAGAAGAAUGCGGGGACAGGUCGGACGCAAACAAUGUGGGGCAGCCUGAGGAAGCGAAAAAAAGUAUUUUAGAGCUCAGCCAGGACUUGUACACCAGUGACAUGCAGUAUAGAAUCAGUGACCACAAACCUGUCAUCGGUAUCUUCACCCUGAAGUUAAAGAAGAUGCAAACGACUCCUCUGGUACAUCUCCUGGCUGAGGGGGAGUGGAGUGCAGACAUUGAUGCUAUGCUUGUGUACUUCCCUAAGCAGCCAUUCCCUUCCAGUUCAUGGGACUGGAUUGGACUUUAUAAGGUUGGAUUCAGCAGUGUGUUCGACUACAUCACAUACACGUGGGUCAAAGAUGACGAAGUGGCUGUCGAUGAAGAAGCCAUAAAGGUGUACAUGAGUAAAGAUGAGAUCCCAGUACGGGGAGGAGAAUGCGUGCUGGGCUACUACUGUAACACUUUACAGUGCAUUAUUGGAAUCAGCGAACCGUUCAAGGUCCAUGCGUCAAAGGUGGCAAUUGAGGAGGGCUUGGUGCCUGAAAAGCUCAGGAGUCUGCAUUGAAGCGGAGCCACAGAAAACAUUCAGGACUAACAGAUUCAUGCCUGGUUUCUUGAUGCCUAAACUAUGUUUGUAGUAUGUUUUACUCAUCCACUGAUUGAGCAGCUUCUCAUCACAGUGUUCCUCUGCUAGCUCUACCAGUGUUACGUCGGUCAAUUUUGUGAUAACUGGCAUGAAUGCUGAAAGAUCGUACUGCGUGUCAUUCAUUGAUGAUGAUGCAGUGCUUUGAUAGGCUGACAAUGUAUCCGAUUAUGUUGUCAGAUCCACUGCAGCAUGAUAGGACCUGAGUUUAAGAGAAUUCCUCAUGCAAACAAUCGUUUUCAUAGCAAAAACGAGGGUUGGUACCAAAGCUAGUCUGUGGUAUUGUCCACUAAUCCUAUAUUCAUUGGGAAACAAAAAAGCCAGGUGUAGGUGAUGAGACACCAGAUUCCUUAAUGGCAACAACACAUUCACGCUCAUUAUAUUUUUAGUGAGACUUUUAAAGAAGUCAUAAUUUUUUUUUUUUUUAACAUUCAAAACAUUCCAGAUUUUGCAUAAGUUAUGUUUUACAGUCUUUAAACUGCUUCCUGUCUAUUCAGGAUGCACCUUUUAGUGGGCAGCCUUAAGUGGGCUCCACUUCGACUGAGUCUUCUGCCCGUCAGCCAGCUUACAUAUGGAAUCAGAUGACAGGAUAUAAGUUAAAACUAUACUUUGUAUUAGAAAUGGCAACAGCGGAGGAUGCAUGUGCAUGUACGAGACAGUGUGCCCCACAGCAAGAGGAUAGAGAAAAAGAAGGAACUUAUUCACUACAUUGUCUGACUACAAUGUCGGAAUCGUGCCAUGCUCUUAAGAGUAAACUUCUACCAUAUAUGGAGAUGUCCGCUGUUGUCACCAAUGGCAAAAAACAUCACAAAUGGGGCAAAGUCCUAACAGCUCUAUCCAUCCAUCGAUCCAUUUUCUACCGCUUGUCCCUUUUGGAGUCGCAGGGGGUGCUGGAGCCUAUCCCAGCUGCACUCGGGCAGAAGGCGGUGUACACCCUGGACAAGUCGCCACCUCACCGCAGGGCCAACACAGAUAGACAACAUUCACACUCACUUUCACACACCAUGGCCAAUUUAGUGUUGCCAAUCAACCUAUCCCCAGGUGCAUGUCUUUGGAAGUGGGAGGAAGCCGAAGUACCCGGAGGGAACCCACACAGUCACAAAGAGGACAUGCACACUACACACAGAAAGACCCCGAGGCCGGGAUCGAACUCAGGACCUUUGCAAAUAGCUCAUUUGAAGGAACUAGCCAACUUUUCUUACCUAUUUCUACCUGAUUUUCUGUAUUUGGGAUCUGCAUAAGUCCCAAAAAUAUGAAAUGAAAUGGCGGACAUACAAUAGACCAAUCUUGCCUUCCUUCGUACUUCCCCCAAACAAGCCGUUUACAAUUUGCCCAUAAGUUUACCAGAAAAGCUUUGCACAAGUCUGCCAUUGUAGUCCGACGACAUAGUCAAUGAGUUCUUUCUUUUUCCCUAUUCUCUUGCUGUGGGGCAGACUGGCCCGUACAUGCACGUGCAUCCUUCGCUGUUGCCAUUUCUAAUACAAAGUAGCAUACAGUUCUAGCUUAAUCUAUCAGUGAAAUCGCUAUGGAAGCGCUAAAAACUACAACAUGGCUGACAGGGAAACGAUGCAGUCAAAGUGGAGGCAUGUUAGUGACACUGCCCACAAAAUGGCGCAUCCUGAAGAGACGGUCAGAAAGCAGCUUGAAGAUGGUCUGUAAAACAUAGUAUAUGUAAACAUUUUUUCUACCCCAAUCCACCAUUACAUGUUAUGUAAAUGACAAGGAAGGGUUUUAACUAUAGAAAAAACCCCAUCCUAAAACGACUUCUUCAAGACUAAAUCCUUCUCACCCUAAUAAGCAUUUGUGAUGUACUGUAUUGCUCAAGUGUUCUGAUAAUGCUGUAAUAUGUAAGCUGGACUUAUUUACUUGUUUUUUAUGCAAUUUUUAUUGUUUAUAUAAACCCAGUGUUUAUAUAUAUCUGCUGUUGAAAGAGUCCACUUUUACUUCUCUUCAUUGUCAUUUAUUUAAUCAAAAAUUCUAACUGUUCUUAGUGUACAUGAAAGCACAUUUAUUUUUUAAGUAACUUACCUAAAGCUUAUUGUCUUUUAUCUGGCAGUUUUAGCAGGCUAUUAUAGCACCUUUAUAGUUGUUUUAAAUCACUGUAAAAUGAUGAAUGCAAACACAUUGUUGUAUUAUGCCCAAGUGUACUGUAUGUGUGUGUACACACACACACACACACACACACACACACACACACACACACACACGUGUGUGUAUAUAAAUAUAUACGUGUAUAUAUAUAUUUAUAUAUAUGCAUCUAGAUACACACACACACAUGUAUAUAUAUAUAUAUAUAUAUAUAUAUAUAUAUAUAUAUAUAUAAACACACACACACACUUAAAUAUAAACAUUAUACACAGAUAUAUGUAUAAUGUGUGUAUAUCUAUCUAUCUAUCUACACACACUUAAAUAUAAACAUUAUACACAGAUAUAUGUAUAAUGUGUGUAUAUCUAUCUAUCUAUCUAUCUAGAUGGAUACAUAUAUAUAUAUAUACACAUUAUACAUAUACUGUAUGUGUAUAAUUUAACCUAUUAUUUUAGAGAAAUGGAAAGAGAUGUUUUAUUUUAAUAGCUAUUACAAAAUAGUAUAAUAUAUGGCUGCAAUAUGCUGAAAGACCAAAAAUUGUAACUUCGAAAAUAAAUAUAAAAAAAAUGUUUACAAUUUGUUUUCUAUUAUUUUGUUGACUUAAAUGUGACACUGUAUAGGUUUUGUGUACAAUAAAAAAUAAAACACG
Molecule: messenger RNA, 4338 nt
Organism: Nerophis ophidion (straightnose pipefish)
Lineage: Eukaryota; Metazoa; Chordata; Actinopteri; Syngnathiformes; Syngnathidae
Product: inositol polyphosphate 5-phosphatase K-like
Exons: 14
Coding region: 86-1525 (479 amino acids)
Biological process (GO): negative regulation of glycogen biosynthetic process; phosphatidylinositol dephosphorylation; negative regulation of phosphatidylinositol 3-kinase/protein kinase B signal transduction
Cellular component (GO): plasma membrane; endoplasmic reticulum; ruffle
Molecular function (GO): phosphatidylinositol-3,4,5-trisphosphate 5-phosphatase activity; phosphatidylinositol-4,5-bisphosphate 5-phosphatase activity; inositol bisphosphate phosphatase activity
Source: RefSeq, a predicted model, not a curated record